Molecule: messenger RNA, 8691 nt
Organism: Acipenser ruthenus (sterlet)
Lineage: Eukaryota; Metazoa; Chordata; Actinopteri; Acipenseriformes; Acipenseridae
Product: protein unc-13 homolog C-like
Exons: 32
Coding region: 6-6692 (2228 amino acids)
Biological process (GO): synaptic vesicle maturation; synaptic vesicle priming; presynaptic dense core vesicle exocytosis
Cellular component (GO): neuromuscular junction; terminal bouton; plasma membrane
Molecular function (GO): phospholipid binding; diacylglycerol binding; calmodulin binding
Source: RefSeq, a predicted model, not a curated record
CCUCCAUGGUUUCUGCCCUUCUCAAGAGCAUCCCAUCUUACAUACUGAAGCUUUGCAAAGGAAUGUUUACAAAGAAACUGGCAAAUACUACAAAGAAGAAAGAGAGCAGUCAGAAUAAAAAAGAACAAAAUUUGACCCCGGCCAAUGAGGGACGAAACCCAACAUUUUCCACAGCAUUCAAAAGCACAGUCCAAAAAAUUUCCAAAUGUUCAUCAGCAUGCAACUUAUCGACUGAAGAAGAGGAAGGAAAAAAAGAUUUUUCACUGUCCCCCACAUUUAGUUAUAGAGUAGCAAUAGCAAAUGGACUUAAAAAAAAUCUUCUGUUAGCUAACAAUAAUGAACGUCUGCUUCAAGAGGUCUUAUCUAUUGACAGCAGCUAUUCUGGCUCACUGAGUGAGGAAAAAGUUGUCUGCAGAAUCAAUGAACAGAAAUUUUUAACAAUGCCAGUAAGAAAGAACAAAAAAAGCCUGAACAGCCUUGCUCCCUCUGAUGGAAGUUCAGAAGGGGAACGCACUCUGACCACACUGCGGCUUGGUGCACUGCGCAAGUUAAGAAAAUGGAAAAAAAGCCAAGAAUGUGUCUCUUCGGAUUCAGAGGUAAGCAACUGGAAGAAGACAUUGGGUAUUAGGAGCAAGUCUUUGGACAGAGCUGGUCGCCAGCAACAAAUGCAGCCAGUGGAGCCUGGUUUUAGCUCCACUGGCUGCAUCAGUCAAACCCACGACGUUAUGGAAAUGAUUUUUAAAGAGCUUCAGGGGAUAAGUCAGAUCGAAACCGAGCUCUCUGAGUUACGAGGGCACGUCAAUGCCCUCAAGGAUUCUAUUGAUGAAAUAUCCAGCAGCGUGGAGGUUGUGCAGAGUGAGAUUGAACAAUUGCGAUCUGGGUUUGUCCAGUCCAGACGAGAAACCAGAGAUAUACACGACUACAUCAAACAAAUUAAUCAUCAAGGAAACAAACUUAGUUUAAGAUUUUUAAAUGUACCUGAGGACCAGAACGAAAAAGCAGAACAUGUAAUUUACCACAUUUUAAAGGACAAAAUGGGUUUUGCAGAUGCACGCAAGACUCUUAAGAUUGAACUUGCCCAUCGCCUGGGACAACAAAGGGAAUGUCCCAAUGCAAAACCUCGCCCCAUCAUCGUGUUCUUUGCAAGUCCACAAGAAAGGGAUUUAGUUUUAAAGAAAUGUUAUAAACUGAAGGGCACAGGCAUAUCUGUCUCAACUGAUAGCCUGGCUCAUGAAACAAGAGAGAGAAAAGACAGGGGGAUGACAUCCUCGCAGACAUAUGAAAGCAUGGACAUAAAGGUAUCAGUCACAGAGAAAGAGGAGCAGGAUGACUGGGGCUCCUUAGACAGCGAUAAAGAGUUAGAAGACCUAAAUAGAAAUAAAUAUGCAACUCUUUCUAAGACUCCAUCUAAAAGUAAAACUGACAAAAAAAAAGCAGGUGCAGAGUCCCAAGAUAGCAGAGCUCUUGACAGGACUUCUGAUGGAAGUACCUAUUCACACAUGGCACAAUAUGCUGAUGACAGCUGUCAGUCAUCUGGAUAUAAAGGCCAGGAUCAGCAAACAAAGCCUUGUUACACUGACAUUACCCCUGGAUGGCUUUCGCAGAGCGAUUACUCAACACCCAAACUUAGUCGUUCAGAAUCAGAUUGUUCAAAACUGUGCCAAUCUUACUCCGAGGAUUUCACAGAAAGCCAGUAUUUUAGUAGAGCCAAUGGAUGCUCACUUAUGUCAUCCUCAGACAGAGAACUGUGGCAGAGAAAGCAGGAAUACAUGGCCUCAUCCUGGUUUGCUAGCCCACCAAGUCCAAAUUUAAGUCAGGAAAAUCAGCCUUACAUAGAACCAAAUGAAGCUGAGAACACUGAAACUGUUGACAGUGGUGUCAGCAAUGGGCUGGUGUGUAUAUCAGGGGACAAAAGUCAUUAUAGUGAUUCUCAGCUCUCUUUGCAAGGUGACCUUUCCCCCUGGAAGGACUGGCACCAUUUAGAACAGGGUGCAGACUCAGGUCUAGAUGCUUCAACCCUGCAAAACUUUGUUCCAGAGGUAGACAGCUCUUUUGAUCCCAAUCUAACAAAUUACACAGAAAGUAGUAUGCAAUGUCAGGAAGUUGACCAUCAGUAUGAAGGUGAAAACUACAUGACUGUCAGAAGCAACUCUUCAACUUGUCCUGGCUUUGAAAGUGAGACCCAAAGUCAAAUGGAUGCCCAGAGUGAUCCAGAUCCAGAAUCGUAUGCAAGCAGUUUAUAUCCAAGCCAAACCAGAUCUGCUGCUAUGUGUCGAAGUCAGAGCGAGAUACGAAGUGAAGAUGAAGAAGGACCCCCCAGGUCGUGGCAUAGCCGACUGAGUAUAGACCUCACUGAUAAAACAUUCAGCUUCCCUAAAUUUGGAUCUACUCUUCAGCGUGCUAAAUCAGCGUUAGAAGUGGUCUGGAACAAAAGCACCCAAAGUAUCAGUGCCAAUGAGGAAGUUAACACUGCCAGCAACACUACGUUCAUGGGCCGCAUUAGGACUUUGUCCCAGUCUACUGCUAAUGAUUCUAGUACAACUAUUGAUUCUGAUGUUUACAUUGAGCCUUACUAUUACAGGGCAGAUGAUGAAGAAUACAACAAACAAUCUGUUGACAAUGAAACGGAUUAUGUUGAAGUUAUGGAAAAAGUACUUGCUAAACUGGAAAACAGGACAAAUGCAAAUGAACCUGAUGAACAGUACCAGGUUUAUGAAGCUACCAAUGAGGUUAAUUAUGUGUUGGAAUAUGACUGCAGUUAUGAUGAUGAUCAAUAUGAGGACCAGUAUGAGGACCAGUAUGAGGACCAGUUUGAGGACCAGUAUGAGGACCAGUAUGACGACAAUGACUUUGCUGGCGACACUCCAGAGUUAGAAUCCUUGUUAUAUGAAGAAGGAACUGAAGAAAAGGAGGAUGAAAAUCAAAAUAUCCCAGAGGACCCCGUUGAAAUCGAAAAACCCAAAAAGAGAAUUCGACCAACCUUUAAAGAAGCUGCUUUAAGGGCAUAUAGAAAACAAAUGACUGAACUGGAAGAACAGCUUCUUGCAGGAGAUAGCAGUGCUUUGGAUAAACAGGCACGACUAGCGAGUGGAAAUGCUUUUGAAGCAUCAAAACUGUUGGGGCUCCAAGCCUCUGGCGGUGUACUUUAUGGUAUUGACAGCAUGCCAGAUUUACGACGGAAGAGGACGAUGCCUAUUGUUCGAGACCUGGCUAUGACUCUGACUGCUCGAAAGGCCGGUAUAUCGUUUGCACUGGUUACCAGGACAACUUUAAACAAUGAAGAGCUGAAAAUGCACGUCUUCAAGAAAACAUUGCAAGCCUUAAUUUAUCCAAUUUCAUCAACCACACCUCACAACUUUGAAGUUUGGACAGCUACAGCUCCCACUUACUGUUAUGAAUGUGAAGGGCUUCUGUGGGGCAUAGCCAGGCAAGGCAUGCGAUGCACAGAAUGUGGAGUAAAGUGCCAUGAAAAGUGCCAAGACCUGCUAAAUGCUGACUGUUUACAGCGGGCUGCUGAAAAAAGUUCCAAGCAUGGAGCAGAAGACAAAACACAAAAUAUCAUUAUGGCAAUGAAGGAAAGAAUGAAAAUCAGAGAGAGGAACAGACCAGAGGUUUUUGAGAUGAUUCAGGAAAUGUUUCUAAUAUCAAAGGACGACUUUUUACAGCACUUGAAAUCAGCCAAGCAGAUUGUAUUGGAAGGCACAUCCAAGUGGUCAGCCAAAAUAACCAUUACAGUGCUUUGUGCUCAGGGUUUACAAGCUAAGGAUAAGACAGGCUCCAGUGAUCCCUAUGUAACAGUGCAAGUUGGAAAAACUAAAAGAAGGACGAAAACCAUCUUUGGUAAUCUUAAUCCAGUAUGGGAUGAAAAGUUUCAUUUUGAAUGCCAUAACUCCACUGACAGAAUAAAGGUGAGAGUCUGGGACGAAGACGAUGACAUCAAGUCCAGAGUCAAGCAGCAUUUCAAAAAGGAAUCUGAUGAUUUUCUUGGGCAGACAAUUGUAGAAGUGAGAACGCUGAGUGGGGAGAUGGAUGUCUGGUACAACCUAGAGAAAAGAACUGAUAAAUCUGCAGUGUCUGGUGCCAUUAGAUUAAAAAUCAGCGUUGAAAUGAAAGGAGAAGAGAAAGUUGCCCCGUACCAUGUGCAAUAUACAUGUUUACAUGAGAACUUGUUCCAUUAUUUGACAGAAGACAAAAAUGGUGGUGUUGUAAAAAUCCCAGAAGUGAAAGGAGACGAAGCCUGGAAGGUAUACUUUGAAGAUGCUGCUCAAGAAAUUGUUGAUGAAUUUGCAAUGCGGUAUGGAGUAGAAUUCAUCUACCAGGCAAUGACGCAUUUCUCUUGCCUGUCUUCCAAAUACAUGUGUUCUGGAGUCCCUGCAAUGAUGAGUACCUUGCUGGCCAACAUCAAUGCUUAUUAUGCUCGCACAACAGCUACAACUAAUGUGUCUGCUUCAGACCGCUUUGCUGCUUCAAACUUCGGGAGGGAAAAGUUUGUAAAACUCCUUGACCAAUUGCACAACUCGUUGAGGAUUGACCUAUCAAAAUACCGGGACAAUUUCCCUGCCAGCAACCCUGAAAGGCUUCAGGAUUUGAAGUCAACAGUGGACCUGCUUACCAGCAUCACCUUUUUCAGGAUGAAGGUUCAGGAACUGCAGAGCCCACCCAGAGCCAGUAUGGUGGUGAAAGAUUGUGUGAGAGCCUGUCUGGACUCCACAUACAAAUACAUUUUUGACAACUGCCAUGACCUCUUUAACCAAGUCGUUGAUCAGACCAAGAAACAAGAUGUUCCACGAGAGGAACAGGGACCAAGCAUCAAGAAUUUGGAUUUCUGGCCUAACAUGAUUACACUGAUGGUGACUGUCAUUGACGAGGACAGGACAGCCUACACGCCUGUUCUGAACCAGUUCCCUCAGGAGCUGAACAUGGGAAAAAUCAGUGCAGAAAUCAUGUGGAACCUUUUUGCCCUGGAUAUGAAAUAUGCAAUGGAAGAGCACGAGAAGCAACGUCUAUGCAAGAGCACAGAGUACAUGAACUUGCACUUCAAAGUGAAAUGGUUUUAUAAUGAAUAUGUACGAGACCUCCCUGCCUUUAAGGAUACAGUCCCAGAAUAUUCUUUGUGGUUUGAGGCCUUUGUCAUUCAAUGGUUGGAUGAAAAUGAGGAUGUUUCGAUGGAAUUUCUCCAUGGAGCGCUGGAGAGAGACAAGAAGGAUGGGUUCCAACCAACAUCGGAGCAUGCCCUUUUUUCUUGCUCUGUGGUGGAUGUUUUUACACAACUGAAUCAGAGCUUUGAGAUCAUCAAGAAACUGGAGUGCCCCAACCCCCAAGCUUUAGCACAUUUCAUGAGGCGGUUUGCAAAUACCAUAAACAAAGUGCUACUCCAAUAUGCUGCAAUUAUAUCUAAAUAUUUUGGAGCAUAUCUUUCAAAGGAGAAACUGCCUUGCAUCCUGAUGAACAACAUUCAACAACUGAGGGUUCAGCUGGAAAAGAUGUUUGAGUCUAUGGGCGGCAAGGAGCUGGACCCUGAAGCCAGUUCUCUCCUGAAAGAAUUGCAGAUAAAACUCAAUGCGGUUUUGGAUGAGUUAAGCAUCGUUUUUGGUGCAAGCUUCCAGCCUGUAAUUGAAGACUGUGUCAAGCAGAUGAACCAGGAAUUGAGUCAAAUGAAAGGAAAUGGGGCUGCAAACAAAAGCAAUGCCACCAUGGAUGCAGAAACUGCCCUAAGGCCACUCAUGGACCUACUGGAUAAAAACCUCACUUUGUUUGCUAAAAUCUGCGAGAAGACAGUGUUGAAAAGAGUUCUCAAAGAACUGUGGAAAUUAGUUCUGAACACUAUAGAAAAGCAAAUUGUAUUGCCUCCAUUAAUAGACCAAACUGGAACCCAGCUGAUUUUCAAUGCAGCAAAAGAUUUGGGACAGCUGUCCAAACUAAAGGAGCAUGUUAUUCGAGAAGAGGCUAGAAGCCUGACCCCAAGGCAGUGUGCCGUCAUGGAAGUGGUGUUGCCUACCAUCAAGCAAUAUUUUCAUGCUGGAGGAAAUGGACUGAAAAAGGCUUUCCUGGAAAAGAGCCCAGAUUUGCAGUCCCUGAGAUAUGCUCUUAGCCUUUACACACAAACUACUGAUGCCUUGAUCAAGAAGUAUACCUGCACUCAACACUCUCAAGGUCAAUCAUCCAAUGGAUCAGUGGGCGAAAUAUCUGUUCAAGUGGACCUGCUGACACACCCAGGCACUGGGGAACAUAAAGUCACUGUGAAAAUUGUGGCAGUGAAUGACCUAACCUGGCAAACAAAUACCAUGUUCCGUCCCUUUGUGGAGGUGAAUGCUGUGGGGCCCAACCUCAAUGACAAGAGGAGGAGGUUUGGCACAAAGACCAAAAGCAACACCUGGUCCCCAAAGUAUAACGAAACAUUCCAGUUCAUUUUGAGCAACGAGGAUGGCCCAGAGGUCUAUGAGCUUCAUCUCGCCGUGAAGGAUUAUUGCUUUGCCAGGGAAGACCGUAUUAUAGGAAUGACAGUUAUCCAAUUAAAGGACUUAGUGGAAAAGGGGAGCUGUGCAUCCUGGUAUCCUUUAGUGAAAAAUAUAUCUAUGGAUGAAACUGGAUUGACCAUUCUGAGAAUACUCUCCCAGAGGACCAAUGAUGAAGUGGCCAAAGAAUUUGUACGUCUCAAGUCAGAUUCACGGUCUGCAGAAGAAACUGUAUAAACCUGAAGAGGAUUGAGUGUAAAGGAAGAAAUCCAUUAAGGAGAUGGUAUACUGUAGGUGCAGUUAUACUGUUUGUUUAGUGCAUGUGUGUGAAAAUCUGUUGGAAUGUUAAUUUUGAAAAACGUGCAAGUGUUUACCUAUAAUUAUUAAGUACUUUAUUCUAGAAGAUACAUUGAAGAGACAUUACAUACUUUCUUUUGUACAAAAUGUAGUCUUUUUGGACAGAAAACUGUUCAGUUAAAGUGCCAAACCAGAAAACAAUGGUAAUCUUGGUAUCUUUUCAAUUUGUUUGACUAUUUUGUUUGAGAGUUUCAUUCUGUUUAACUGUGUAGUGUUAACUGCUAAGUCUGUUCAUUUGCAUAGAGUAGUUGUUUGUUAGUAUGUUUGACAUCACUUCCUGUCCUGCGCAUGUCCUUUGUUCCAUGUCACAUCCUGUAUUUCAUAGUGACCAUUUGCUUUGGGUCCCACAAACCCAAACCCCCUCCCCUUUGUAUUUUGAGCUGACCUAAGGAGACAUUUUCUAAUACGGCAAUGACUGCUAUGUUACCUUCGUAGGUGUUUGUAAUUUUAUAACUCCUGAAAACAAUGAAGACUCUUCUUCUCUGCUAUAAGUUUAGAAAGAAACAACAGAGACAUUUUUUUCAUUGGCUUCCAGCCUUUCUGAAUUAUCACUGUGAAGAUGAGCUUUGAAGUCAAGCUUACAUAACAUUGCUACCAGUUUGAUAUUGUCGUUUCAUAUCUAGAAAUAACUUUGUUCUUAAGAAACUGCCAAAGUUAUAUAACAAUGUUUGUACAAAAAAAGGCAAUCCAUUACCUGUAUGAAAAAUGUACACGUGCUUUACAAUGAUUGCAUUAAUGAUUGUUGAUGGUUUGGUUCUGAGAAUCUUCUAUUUUUUUGAUCCGUGUGAAGCUGUUGACCACUUUGAAAGUUGUAAAUGUUGCUUUACAUAUUUGUUACAUCAGCUGCAGCCAUUUUACUUUCUUUAAAACAACAACAAAAAAAGAUUUGAACAUUUGGUAAUUAUGCAACAUUUCUAUGUAUUGCACUGAUGGCGAUUGUAUGUCAUGUAAAUAUAUUUAGUGAGAAAUUAUAAAAAAAAAAACUGUGUUUUUUAUUUAAUUUCAAUGCAUGCCCUUGUUGUCCUCACAAAUAUUAUGGGAUCUGUUCAGUUGAUAUAAAGAGUGGCAGUGGCAGAUCUAAAUACUGCCGCUAUCUGUAAGGUUGUUUGGGUACCAAAACGUUAUGAAUAGCAACAUUACUGAUACAUCUGAGUCGCAUUAGUGUAUUGUUGUGUAAAUCAGAAAACGUAUUUAUCAGACAAAGGAUAGAAAAACAAAUCACUUCUUGCCAUCACGCUGUGAAACAUGCAUAUGAUAUGAAGACAAUACACUGCUUCAUCAAGCAAUGUCAGCAAUGCAUUUACUUGCUGAUUACCUGCCAUUUUUUUAAAGACCCCUCUAUAACAUUAAACACUUCUUUACGAUGAGGAGAAUACAGUAUUGUGGAUUUAAAAAAAAAAAAAUCAUCAUUUUAAUCCGCCACAAUUCAGAUCAAUUUCACAGAAAGUACUCUUUCAUCAAGAAAAUAGACCUGCGCUGAUAGACACCCAGGAAAUUACACACAAGAAGAAAAAAAAAAGUUAAUCCUGUAAUUCUUUUUUGAUUCACCCUUUAGAGUCUGAUUCUCAUUAAUCUAGUCCCUGUGUUUCCCACAAGUUAUUUCAUUCUGCACAGUACCCAGACAUACAAACAGAUAUGAAUUAUUUAAAAGCCAGAAGCUUCAAAGUGACUUGGUCUAUUAGAGACCACUUUAUGUCUUGUUACAGCAAUGGAUUGCCUCUUACUGGAAUAAGGAUGUAUCUAACAUUACUCUUAGCGCAGUGAAGUGCUUAACUAUAUAGAAGUAAAUACAGUUGGAUGAAUAGAUGCUUGCUUGGUAAUACUUGUUCCUUUUGUCAGAAAAUCUAAUCAAAGCAAAUAAUUCUCUUAAAUAACUUGC